Messenger RNA from Penicillium olsonii, 1380 nucleotides. The record is from the annotation of a GenBank genome assembly. NCBI's taxonomy places the organism in Eukaryota, Fungi, Ascomycota, Eurotiomycetes, Eurotiales, Aspergillaceae.
AUGUCCGACCUCAAGGCUACAGUAGCUGAAACGGCUAACGGCUUCCACGUCGAAGGAUAUGAAAAGAUCGAGUAUGACUUUACGUUCCUUGACGGUGUUUUUGAACUUCCAAAUUUGCAACUAGCAAAGCUGUAUGAGAAAUGGGGUCGUUGCCUGGCCAUCAUGGAUAGAAAUAUCUUUGAGCUAUAUGGUCAAUCGAUGCAGAAGUACUUUGAUCACCACGGUCUUGAAUUGAAGAUUCACCAGACAAUGAUCGGAGAGAAGGCCAAGUCCUUGGAUACGUUUACCAACAUUGUGGACUCAAUGACUGAUUUUGGAAUCAUUCGGAAAGAGCCUGUUUUGGUUGUGGGCGGAGGACUAGUCACCGACGUUGCAGGAUUUGCCUGCGCCGCCUAUCGCCGCAACACCAACUACAUCCGUAUCCCCACAACCGUUAUUGGCCUGAUCGACGCCAGUGUCAGUAUCAAAGUCGCUGUCAACUACGGCAACUACAAGAACCGACUCGGUGCCUACCAUGCACCCGCGCACACCCUUCUUGAUUUUGGUUUCUUGAGAACCUUGCCCGAGGCUCAAGUUCGCAACGGGUUUGCCGAGCUCAUCAAGAUUUCGAGCUGUGCUCACUUGCCGACAUUUGACUUGUUAGAUGAGUUCUGUGAGCGGCUCAUCAAGACCAAAUUCGGGCGUGUCUCCGACCACGAUGGAGAGAUCAAGAAAGCUGCCGACGAGAUCAACCGGAACGGAAUCUUUGAGAUGCUGAAGCUAGAAACGCCGAAUCUGCAUGAGAUUGGCCUGGACCGAGUGAUUGCGUAUGGCCACACUUGGUCGCCCCUUCACGAGCUCGCGCCCCCAGUUCCACUUCGCCACGGCCAUGCCAUUUCAAUAGAUAUGGCUUAUUCUGCCACUUUGGCGAAUGACCGUGGCCUUCUCAGUGAUGAAGAGCACCGGAGAUUGUUGGCUCUCUUUUCUCGUGCAGGCCUCUCCAUGGAUCACGAACUUUUCAACGAAGAAAUUCUGGAUAAAGCCACACAAGCCAUUUUGAAGACCCGAGACGGGCUCUUGCGUGCUGCUGUGCCAAGUCCACUGGGCAGCUGCAAGUUCUUGAACGACGUGGCCAUGAAAGAGAUGGCCCAGGCGCUCCGCCGCCACAAAGAGCUCAUGAAAGAGUACCCGCGCCACGGCGCUGGAAUUGAAGCAUAUGUCGAUUCCAGUGAUACUGGGUACACUAUCAAUCAAAAGCAUGAUCCUGCUCCGAUGCAUGCGCAGGCCUCUAGCGCGGAGGCAUCGAAGAAGCAUGGUCUCAACAACGGAGUCCUCCAUGGACUGAAAGAGUUGGCUAUCAAUGGCCACGGCCCUGGUCUGCCUACACUAGAGCAAAGAUGA